CUUUAGUUCAAGUUUGAAAGUUGCAGCGUUUAGUGGUGCCUUUCGGUACACUUGAAAAGCAAAAGUUUUGUGUGCUGGAGAAAGCUUUUUUAUUUGUAGAACGAAAUCUCCGAUUGUUCUUUGAAGCUUUUGAUUGAUUGGCGCCGCCGCCGCCUACUUGCUCCGCUGGAUUGAUUGUGUUUUUUGUUUGCUUGUUGUGAUUGUGUAGCUGAUCCGGUAACCGGUUCGGUCACUGUGGAGCGAUUGCCAUAAGAAUUCAACGUUUCAAAACGAGACGUCCGGCCCGAAAAAAAAAUGGGAGAAGACUAGAAGAAGAAAGUGUAGAGUGUGUAAUUAAUUUCCUCCCCCCAUGCUGCUCGCGGUAGUUCAUUAAACUUUUAUUCUGUUCCCUCGCCGUGCAUCUGUUCUAUUGUUUCUCCCAUCGUUGAGCGAUUGAUAGAGUAGAGCAAUCUUUGCAGGCGAUGUUUGGAAAUUUGAACCUGAACCCCGUUUCUACUGAUGGUGAUUUUUGGGAAGGAAACUAGACGAAAACGUUCGGAAAUAUAUAAGAACCGGUUGAGAAAGGCCGCUUGUAAGCCGCACGCUUCCUCUGAUAACCAAUCUGUUAGAGCGAAUUACGAGUAGUGGAUUGUGAGUGGUGCGUGAAGUUUUUUUUUGUGUGGCCGAAAUUGGAACACGCGAGCCCCAAGCAGAUUGUGCGGCUGGCGGAAGCAACAAGUGUUCCGUGCGUGAGUGCGAUUCAUCUGAACACUGAAAGAGUGCAUCGAGAGAACACGCUCGCGUCUCACCCGGUUGGAUUUUUCGCGUAUCAACAAGUGGUUGCCUAGUACACACCGUUUGCUUUGAUUGUAUGAAUAUUUCGAAACACUUGACGACGAGUGAUAAGUUGAUGCUGUUUCAGCAAUCCAAAGAAAAAGGACAGCCGAGAAACCUGUUUAUGGGGACCGAACUGGUCGCCGAAAAGUAUUGCAGAUUUAUCAGAUAAUAACGACUUAUCCAUGUGCACGGCACGGUUGAGAAAGCAAACCAUAUAGUAACCGCCUCGAGGGUGAUUUAAUAUCAAAAAAUAUAGUGAAAAUAAAACGGAAAGAAAAUAAUUAGAGCUAAUUAGUAGUGGUUUAGUUUCGUUUUCCACACUUUGGUUUGAAAGUAAGUUUGGGAUUUCUUGCUGCACCGAAACAGAAAUCGAUUCGGUACCAAAAUCCGAGUGUGGUGUACGGAUAGUACCGAGAGAAAAGUGCUUGUAAAAGAAAGAGUGGAAAAUUAUCCAAUUUCGGCUCGAGCGGUAAAUCAAAUUGCCGUCGUGAAUCGCAGUGAACGGUGGAGGAACAACCGAUUAGAAGCUAAAUCGCUAGUGCAACAGUAAGUGGUGUGGAUUUUCCGACCAACCUAGUUUCGUUCGUAUUCCGUGUGUGCGACCAGUGACGAGCCCCUCGGUGGCCGCCCGAAAAAGCCUGCAAGCUGGAUUACUUAAAUAUGGAUUUCGACGACGGGGACCUGAAGGAGCUCUGGGACACAGAUCUCGAUGCGACCAUGCAAGACACACUGAAAAUGUCCAGCUACGCGGACAUGCAGGACUGGAUGGACCGUGACUCGAAGCUUCCGCCCGUGAUCCUUAACGACAAGCUGAUGACGGACGCCAUCAUCGGAACCGGGAUGCCAAUCAAAACCGAACACUCGUACAGCCUCAACUCGGACGGGGACUCAAUAUCGGACACGCUGCCCGAUUCCCCCCACAGCUCACAGAACAAAAUGGAUGACAUGGAAGAAGAAUGCUACCCUGCUAUCAGUAUGAACACAGCUGCAAAUGGACACAAUAAGCAGCAAAUAAUUCACAGGCAUCAGCCAUACAUUCCCGUUCCGAUAUCUACGGCCGGUACGACCGUACUUACCGCCUUCGGUGGCCACAAUAUCCCUGCCUUCAAGAGCGUCGGCGGUGGUGGUGGUGGAGGAGGCGGUAGCGGUAGCAUUGGAAACUUCAGCCUGCUUAGCGCACUGCAGCAGCAGGCCAACAUCAGUAACCAAUCGCAGCAGGCUCAGCUGGUUCUCGGACAAGCGAUUAGCCUAAACAACAAUCACCUUACCUUGAAUAACAACCUCGUCAAAACGGCCGGCAACAGCUUUGGCAGUUUAUUGCUGCCACCAGCGUACAGCAGCAAACGAAGUUGUUCCAAUGAUUCGUCGUCUUCCAGUUCCGGUAGCGAUGUCGAGAUCGAUGAGCUGACGGUGAAGGAAGAACCAAUGUCUCCCAGCUCUAGUUGUCCUCCUUCGCCGGCAUGUGCCGGGGCAGGCGGGACUGUUCUCAACAGCUACGCCAUCUCAACGGUGAAUCUGGCGAACAUGGCUGCCUACACACAAUCCGAUCUUGUGUUGGAACAUAAGAAUGGUACCCUCCAGCUUACCCCUGCGUCGCAGAGCCUGCUCAAGAACCAGCAGAUAGUUAUCAACGGUAACACAAUCUGUACCACAAGCAGUAGCAGCAGCAGCAUAGUUCAACCCGCCUCCGCACCGAAGAUUGUGAUGUCCAAGCUGAACAUCAAAAUGGAACCACAAUCGUCGGCCUCUUUCGGUCUACCUCCGACGCCUCCUUCCUCGCUACCGAGCGAUGAAUCCGAAGGCAACCAAAGUCCGGAGCAUCACACGUCACCCAUGUCCCCACCUGCCGCCGUGAUCUCAGCAGUGUCACCCAGUACUACCAGUUUGGGCAGCAAUUCGAGUAGCAGUAGUAGCAGCAGCAGUAGUAGCAGCAGCUCCAGUGGAAGUACCCCGUCCAGUCGUAGAGCUUCGGUACACACGGUAUCCGCUGCCGCCGUACUCCAGGGUUCACCGAGCAGUGCGCAGCAAGCUGCAGCCGCUCGAGUCGCUGCUAGUCAGAGUGCUACAACUAGGCAACCGAUCCAUACGCCACUCAUCAGUAGUCAACCGAAAGGAUCGACGGGUACUCUCAGCCUUACCGAGGAAGAAAAACGCACGUUACUAGCCGAGGGAUAUCCCAUUCCGACUCGACUCCCGCUGACCAAGGCCGAAGAGAAAUCUCUCAAGAAGAUACGGCGGAAGAUUAAGAAUAAGAUAUCCGCCCAGGAGAGCCGCCGGAAAAAGAAGGAAUACAUGGACCAGCUAGAGCGCCGGGUAGAAAUUCUGGUUUCCGAAAAUCUGGACUACCGAAAGCGGGUCGAAUCUCUCGAAGAUUCCAACCAGAAUCUGAUUACGGAACUGGGUAAGCUGCGUUCACUCAUCAGCCGGCAGCAGAGUGUUAGGAAAAUGUAAGCAUUGUCCGCUGUCCUGAAACUGGGUUUUACGUUGCACCUUUGCUUCGUUGGCGUACGUAAGUACGAGCCCAAUUUUCUUUUCGUUGUAAGAAAAUGCAUCUCUGGAUUUCCUAAACUGUAACAACAUGUACAAAGUAGUUAAUUUUUAGGAUGCGUUUGAAAGUGCAUUGAAUCAUUGUAUUUUGUAAGGUAGACCAAGUGUGAAACGAAACCGAGCCGAGUUCUGUUCUGAGAGCGUUUUUGAUCUUGUUGACUUUUAGAUGAAAUUUUUCGUGCAAUAUUUUCCGCGUCUUCCUCGCCGUAAACGAUGGUGUCGAUAUUUAUUGUUUAGUGAAUUUUCCUCUCCCGUAAUUUUGCCAACCCUCGGCCGUGGGUUUUUUGUGGCAGGUUUUCUUGCAAACACAAGACAAGAGAUAUUAAGAAUGAUUAAAUUAACAAAUUGCAUUCCUUUAACACAAUUAGCUGAAUGGCACACGAUUGUUGCUAAAACUGCUCACGAAAGCAGGUUAUUGAUAGUGUUUCGCAACGAUUCAUAGUUUUACUGUUGGUCAUUCGAACCGACACAGAACCGAUAGGAUGCUUUGAUAUUAAGACUAGUUUUAAGCUUUUGCAUAGGAAAACGAAAACAACCAUUUGUUUCCAACACAACCGAGCAAACGAAAACGAUCGAGUGUGCCUUGAAUUGAACGACAUUCCCUCUCGUUGGUUACACUUCUGGAACCAACCACCCGUGGCGCUCGCAUAAGCUCAAAGCACCAGCAAAUAAAAAGCUUUUAUUUUGUCAUAUCGCUUUUCGCCGCACAAAGACGCCUCUGCCGGCAUCGGAUCGAAGCUAAGAGGUAAAUAAAAAAAACGAAAAAGCACGGUUGCUUAGUGAAGCAAAAAUAAUUUCAUCGUUAGUUUCGUAAGUCAGUUUUGUUCAAAACAAACCCGAAGACAUAAUUAAACAGUUUAUUAGUAUGGUAACAUUUUUCGUUACAAUUAUUGACAAAUCGUUAGUUGUUAAGUUGUUUAUUUUUUUUGUUGAUCAAUUUGUGUACAUACCGCAGUGAAGAACACAAAACUGGACUAUUCGGGUAAACAGCAGUAAGUAGAACAAAAGCGCCAGCAGGAAAUCGGUUGUCCUGUCUGGUUGGUUGGUAUGUAAAUAAGCUGAGUUUAAUGAGUUUUUUCCAAAUUCAUCCAUACUAGCGCACGUCGGUCCUCAAUCAUUUGAGUGGAAAUAAUUGUUUUUCAUGUUGAAAUUUGUCCGCCUAAGCAGAGAUAGCAGCAUUGCAGCAUGUUUUUGUUUUUUCAAAAGAAGAAGUAACAACCAUUCCGGCUUGUUCAAACCGGUAAGAUGUAAACAAAACCAACAAAGACUAGAUUGCAGAACACGAGGGGAGAAAGCGAGUACUUAUGGGAAUCAUGAUUGAAUAUAUUGUUAAACUAUUGCCUAACCGUAACGUUUGAUAGAGAAAGUUUUUUCCUAGGUAAGAGUAUAUUUUGAAUCACAAAAGGUCAACCUGAUAUGAGAAGAAUAUAUUUUAUAUAAAAGUGUACAUUGUAAAACGAAUGAUAGAAUAACCAAACAAAAAUACUUAACGGUAGCGAAAAGGGGGGAGUUGCUAGAUUUACAAAGAUCUAAAUUGACAUGUAGUAGUAGGUAUAUUGUCGGAGGAAGCGAGAAACCGGGAAGCAUUUUUAUACUUUUACUAUUUUAGUGGAAAGAAAAAUAACCGACAAGGCAGAGACCUAGAGGCGCUCUGCGAGACCUAAUCCACGCUAUUUAUAAAUAAUUUAAUCGUUUCUGUCCAGCUAGGAUAUUGCGACAGAAUCAAACCGAAGGUGAUUUAAAAAAUCACCUUAAUCUAUUCGUAAGCAAAGUAAAAAGGAAAAUUUAUUAAUCUAUUUCUGCCAUUUUAAUUAUUAGUUUAACAUUGAGGUCAAAGCGGAGACUAUUAGAUUGAAGAUUUACGAGUAAUAUUUAAGCAGAUAAUACAGCUAUGAUAAGAUAUUAGUUAAGCUAAGUGCUAUUUUGAUGACUGAUGAAAUCAUAUAUUUUCGGGUCUCGCGAUCCACUUGACAUGUAAACUUCCAAUAGUAAUCUAACACACGGCUAAUUAUUGUGCAAUUUAUGCUUUUUUCCUUAUUUAAAUUGUUAUCUAUAUUUUGUUCAUGUUUAUUUUUCCAUUAUUUUAAAAUGAAAGCAAAAAACGAUAAAAUAUGUUACCUACAUCAUUUUGAAGUUAGUUUUAAGUUGCUGAUGUCUUAACUAUUUUUAAGAGCAAAAACACCUACUCUCCAAGCUGUAAGUUCUUUCCAAUAUUCCGCCCACCGUUGGCGGAUAGUUGAUAUUUUUUUGCAGCUUCCAAGCGGAAAGUGGUCUGUUUCUCAACCAAUAAACAACCAGAAUCGCGCUUAUUGCAGGCAUAAAACAACCGAGCAUUUAUCAAAUGACUGUAUAUCUAGCUUACCAGCGUAAAUCCUAAACAUACAUCAAAGUAUCGAACCUAAUACAUUUGUACGGAAAACACACAUACCCGCAUACACCUACACAAACACAAACAAACAAAAGUAAAGAACCAACAUUGAGUCAAUGCUAUGCAAGUUUAGGAAAUUGAUUGCUCCUAGCACAUUGUAAAAGUUACUUAACGAAAUCGAGGAGAAAAUAAAUACACAUCUUAUUACCGAAAUCCGA
Topomyia yanbarensis is the source of this 5949-nucleotide messenger RNA. RefSeq names its product cyclic AMP response element-binding protein A (gene CrebA). Gene Ontology annotation, molecular function: cAMP response element binding; DNA-binding transcription factor activity, RNA polymerase II-specific. The record is from RefSeq and is a predicted model, not a curated record. The transcript has 6 exons. Lineage: Eukaryota; Metazoa; Arthropoda; Insecta; Diptera; Culicidae. Gene Ontology annotation, biological process: regulation of transcription by RNA polymerase II. The coding region runs from base 1477 to 3267 and encodes 596 amino acids.